This is a messenger RNA of Phaedon cochleariae (mustard beetle), 1348 nucleotides long. The record is from the annotation of a GenBank genome assembly. NCBI's taxonomy places the organism in Eukaryota, Metazoa, Arthropoda, Insecta, Coleoptera, Chrysomelidae.
GUCGAAUGUCAUUAAUCAAAAUCUUCGUGACAACUACCUAUCCAAAAUGAUCAGACUAUGUCAAAAAAUAUCCAGUGAAACCAUAACCAUACCACCUUUACUAAUACCCCAACUCACAAUCGCCCUAGUCCCAAGAAGACCCAAUUCCCGAUGGGCAGACGUACCCUUCAACCCCCCAGACAGCAUUUUCGGACUGCUAGAAGCCUUCCACAAGGACCCAUCCCCUAACAAAAUCAACCUAGGCAUAGGAGCCUACCGAACAGACAGCUCACAACCUUACGUGCUACCCAGCGUACGCAAAGCAGAAGAAAAGUUGAGGAAGAAGAACCUCAACAAGGAGUACAGCUUCAUCGCCGGCUCCACUGAAUUCUGUCAGCUGAGCUUCGACUUUGCUCUGGGAGAAGAUAACGUCAUCAGCAAGGAGGGUCUCAAUGCCACAGUGCAAACCAUAUCUGGAACUGGAGCCUUGUCCUUGAUGGCACUGUUUCUGAAACGCUUCUAUCCAGGAGAAAAAACCAUUUACCUUCCCAAGCACACUUGGAACAAUCACAUCACUGUCUUCAGCUUCUUCAACCUGCCUCUAGAUUACUACAGGUACUAUGACGAACCAGCCCGUAAGCUAGACUACCAAGGCUUGAUAGAAGACCUAUCCAACAUUCCUGAUGCCUCCAUGGUCCUUUUUCACCCCUGUGCGCACAACCCUACUGGCAUGGACCCAGAUCAAGACCAAUGGGUAGCUCUAUCCCGUUUGGCCAAGGAAAAAGACUUGUUUGUACUCUUCGACAUGGCUUACCAAGGUUUCGCUACUGGAGAUGCAGAUGUAGAUGCUUUUGCUGUGAGGCAGUUUGCUAGCGAAGGUGUGCCCUUCGCUCUGUCGCAGAGCUGGUCCAAGAACAUGGGCCUCUAUGGAGAACGAACCGGGGCUUUGACGAUCUUAGGGGAUAGCAAGGAUGACGUGAGGCGAAUCCUGUCGCAGCUGAAAGGCAAAAUCAGGGCCAUUUACUCGAAUCCGCCGAUACACGGGGCUAGGAUAGUCACUGAGAUCCUGACGGAUCCAGAGCUGAAGCAGCAAUGGCUGGGCGAGAUGAAAGGAAUGAUAGACAGGAUGAUAUCCGUUAGGAAGGUGCUUCGUGAGAGUUUGUUGAAAUAUGGGUCAGUGCACGACUGGGGGCACAUUGUGAAGCAGAAAGGGAUGUUUUGCUUCACGGGGAUGGAUGCUAAACAGGUGGAAAGGAUGACCAGGGAGUUCAAGAUUUAUAUGGGCAAGGAUGGGAGGAUUUCCAUAGCGGGAGUGACUACUAAGAAUGUUGAUUACAUAGCUCGAGCAAUGCAUGAGGUGACCAAAUAG